Molecule: messenger RNA, 1668 nt
Organism: Phytophthora nicotianae INRA-310
Lineage: Eukaryota; Oomycota; Peronosporomycetes; Peronosporales; Peronosporaceae
Exons: 1
Coding region: 1-1668 (555 amino acids)
Source: RefSeq, a predicted model, not a curated record
AUGGUGCAUCGAGUCGGGCCACUUGAGCAACCAAGGAAGCCUGAAAGUGUGUCAAUAUUCACUCUUACCAAGCGGAAGCUCGUUGUCUCUUGGCAUCGAAGUCAUAUCGGACACCGAAGUCAAUAUUCCAUCGAGCGUCUUCUCGCCUUUCGAGACUAUCACCAACGUAUUUCGAUCACUCGAGUUAUCUGUGUAUGUGUCCUAACACCAGUUCCUGCCUUGUUAACCGCGUUCUCGCUUGACUGCAUCCCUCUCAAGCCUCCAGAGGACGGUUGGCAAGCUAACUAUGCAGUCUGGAUUCGCUUGUUCCUCGGAUUAUUUUCCGCAACUGUGGGCGUUGCCUUCCAAGUGAGAGCUGUCAUCCAGCCCGAUACGCUGUCAAUGACUGGCGUUGCUGCAAUCGCACUGGGGACUGCAAUGUGCAGCGUCUCGACUUUGCUAGGACUUGCAGUGAUAUGGAGGUUCCCAACUCCUUUCGGCUAUAUCCUCAACAUUGUACCGUACGUCCUAUUUCUCUCGACAUUCACGAUUUUGGUCAUCGGUCCCCGAGUUCUACAGCGUUCACCGGUGCUACGAGAGCAGAUCAAUUCGCAGUUAUUGAUUAUUGUGAGCCAGGGAGGCGUCGUUGGGUGCUUUACGAUCUUCAGCGCUGUGUUUAAUCUGUUAUCAGGGACCCAGCAGACAAUAUUCAUUUUGGUGAUCCCCUUGAUCAAGUUUGUAACCAAGCAGAAUAUUGCCAACGUAGCAGAAAGUUAUCAUGAAUAUGUCGGUCCGGUUGUGGUGUUCUCGGUGGAUCUCUUCAACGUUUUUUACGCUUCCAUUUGUAUGCAAGCGUCCAAAUCGAUCAUGACUACAGUCAUCAUCAUGGCGGCAGAUAGUUUCCAUCUCAUGCUUGCGUUACAAGCCAUUUUUCAUCAAACUCGCAACACCGCAACACUACCCAAGCCCAAAUCACAGAGUUUUAUUCAAGAAUUACUAUCGCUGAUGGAGAAAGACGUGGAGGUUCAUCCUUGUGGUCGCCGAGCUCGAUUACUUGCACCGUUUCCACUUCCACUUUCGGACGAGAGUAGACAGGUUGUCAUGAGAUUUACAAGAACGGGCACUUUUACUAACGACACAGUUAUCAACCGUCGGCGUUCUACUAAAAGGAAUCCAGCAGGAACAGACAACUCUACAAACACAGCGACACAAAAUAACCAAACAGCUCCAUCAAGCGCAAUGGUUCCAUUGGGACCUUUAGCCUCCAAUACCCAAGACAAUAAUGAUACAACCAAAGCUACUAGUCGCGAUAUUAUCGUCGAUGGCCUUCACACGCUCUUCCACUCCGAGUAUAUCCUCCUGGCGGAGUACAUCGAGUUUAUCAUUCCGAUGCUCUACGCGCCGUAUCUCGUUGCAUUAUUUCACUUACCGAUCGCAGCUUACUACCCAAGUACAGCGUCAAUGACACUGCACAAACUGAAGCAUACUGUGACGAGUUUCUUGAUUUAUGGCACGAUCGAAUUUGCAGCGUUUGUGGCUUUGGUCGUGAUUUUGAAGCGAAAAUUCGGGUUCUCACCGUUGUACCAACUCGCGUUUGUACUCGAGACGCACAUGUUUGCAGUGCAAGGACACUUGUUUGUGUGGACUAUCACUAUUCUGCAUCUAACACUUGCGCAUUACGGUUUGUAG